Messenger RNA from Argiope bruennichi, 1823 nucleotides. Its product is annotated as zinc finger protein 678-like. NCBI's taxonomy places the organism in Eukaryota, Metazoa, Arthropoda, Arachnida, Araneae, Araneidae. The record is from RefSeq and is a predicted model, not a curated record. The coding region runs from base 594 to 1823 and encodes 409 amino acids. The transcript has a single exon.
AGCAGAAUUUGUCGCAUUAAAUCCUCCGCUGUUUACUUUUAAGAUUAAUAACAGGUAAAGACAUCUGUUUUGCAACUUUUAAAAGGUUACGAGUCAUUACAAGUAAGGUUUUUUGUUCAAUAAGAAAUUGUUUGAAUGUUUUUAUAACAUCGAAAUCCAAAGCUGUGUUUUCAAAUUAAUCAAUAAAGAAGAAAUAUUGAGGACUAAAAUAUUUUAAAUUUGAAGAACUCUGAUCGAAAUCUUUAUAGAAGGAAUGCGGUAAAAAAAAAAUCAAAAUUUAAUUUGGGAGAUAGAAUUCUGUUUAAUUGGGAUUAUCUUCACUAAAUUCAAUGGAAUAUCUGAAUUUCUAUAUUUAGUCAAAGAAUACAAUCUAAUGAAUGGUUAUCAAAUCAAGAGAUAUAAAUAUUUCAGUCUGAAGAAUGUAAUGUAAUAUAUAAAAAUGAAAAAUGUUAAUGCAUUGAGCUUUCCCUGAGAUGCAAAAUUUAAGCUUCGAAAAAACAUGAAGUAAUAUUUUUAAACUACAAGGAUUUAGCUAUCACCUGUUGAUAUCAGAGAAAAUUUAUGUGUACUCUGUGUGUGGUGUAGAAUUAAAUAUGAAAGAAGAACUAAAGAAACAUUCACCUGUUCCUCUGAAAGAGGAAACAUUUCAGUGUGAAAUAUGUGGAUUAAACUGUAGUAAUAGAAAAGCUUUUAAUAAUCAUUUAUUUUCCCAUUCUAAUUUCAAUCCCUAUAUAUGUGAAACUUGUGGUAAAGCAUUUAAACGAAAAUAUAAUUUAAAAGUACAUUCUAGCGUUCAUACAAAAGAAAGACCUUAUGUUUGUGAUAUCUGUCAUAAAGCAUUCAAAACAAGAAGUACAUUAAAGCAUCAUUUGAGUAUUCAUAUCAAAGAAACACCUUAUGUCUGUGCAGUUUGUAAUAAAGCCUUCUCUCGGAUGUCUAGCCUGAAGAUACAUUUACGCAUUCAUACAAGAGAACAGCCUUACGUUUGUGAAUUCUGUGGCAAAAAGUUUUCGCAAAGAAAUAUUUUAAAUUUACAUUUAAGAAUCCACACACGAGAAAAACCGUAUGUUUGUGAAAUUUGUCGUAAAGCGUUCACCCAAAGAGGCACUUUGGCGAAUCAUUUACGUGUUCAUUCGAAGGAAAAGCCUUAUGUCUGUGAAGUCUGUAAAAAGCCUUUCUCAUAUUUAUCUAACUUAAAAACACAUUUGCGCAUUCAUACGAAAGAACAACCUUAUGUUUGUGAAGUUUGUAGCAAAGCGUUCACCCAAAGAGGCGCUUUAGUGGAACAUUUACGUGUUCAUUCAAAGGAAAAGCCUUAUGUCUGUGAAAUUUGUGAAAAGACUUUCUCACAAUUAUCUAGUUUAAAAUCACAUUUGCGCAUUCAUACAAAAGAACAACCUUAUGUUUGUGAAGUUUGUAGUAAAGCAUUCACCGAAAGAGGUACGUUAACCAAACAUUUACGUAUUCAUUCAAAGGAAAAGCCUUAUGUUUGUGAAGUCUGUGAAAAGCCUUUCUCACAAUUAUCUAACUUAAGAAAACAUUUGCGCAUCCAUACAAAAGAACAACCUUAUGUUUGUGAAGUCUGUAAUAAGCCAUUUUCUCAAUUAUAUAAUUUAAAAACACAUUUGCUCAUUCAUAAAGAAGAAAAACCCUAUGCCUGUGAAAUAUGUGGCAAUAAAUUCAGUGAUAAAGCUAAUUUUGGAAGACAUUUACGUAUGCAUACAAAAGAAAAGCCCUAUGUCUGUGAAGUCUGUGGCAAAGCACACACCAGGAAAGGCUAUUUAAUAAAACAUUUACGUACCCAUCCACAAGAAGACAUUUAA